This is a messenger RNA of Melampsora larici-populina 98AG31, 1884 nucleotides long. RefSeq lists its product as uncharacterized. The record is from RefSeq and is a predicted model, not a curated record. The transcript is spliced from 8 exons. Lineage: Eukaryota; Fungi; Basidiomycota; Pucciniomycetes; Pucciniales; Melampsoraceae. The coding region runs from base 1 to 1884 and encodes 627 amino acids.
AUGAGAGCCUUCCGGCUAUCAAGCACUGUGGCCCAGGCUGGCCCAAUGGUCCACCACAGUCAACUUGACUGUUUGAUGUUCACAUCUCAAACGCUGCACAAAUCUCCUACCUUUCACCUUAUUCAAUUCGACCCACUCGCUGCGGUCAUUGAAGUCUGGCAUUCUUUUCAGCAAAAACAAAAUAAUCAACAACACUUUGACAUCACAACGUUCAACUCGUACAUAGUCCAUUGCCCGAUUUUUCAGUUAUCACCCCGAGUGCUCGUUGGUCAACAAACGCUUCUUCAAUUUAUCUUCACCUUACACCUACCUUUACACUCAUCCACAGAAUCCAUCAUGAGCAGCAUUCGAUUAUUACAGUCGCUGCCUCAGCUUCCUCCCAGGGUCAAUCCUUACGAAUAUUUGAAAGAGUCAAUGCAGGCAGUGGUUUUUCCCACUAUUCCAUCCUCUGAUCCAGUAUACGGUCUCCUAAUCACCUUCGCCGUAGUCUACGUCGUCAUAUUCUGCCUUGCGGUUUCACUCGUGGUGAUUCCAUUCACUCGGAAUCACGCAUUUCAACAGAAACACCUUUGGCUUUGGAAGAAAGAACGUGUUGCACAAAAUAAUCAAAUCUAUUCCUAUUAUAUCCCUAAUCCUGGUAUGGCCGUCGCCAUUUCACAAAUUUUUGCCAGCAUCCUCGCCGAGAUAUUCAUUGUGCUGAGCUACAUGAACUUUCAGUCGAGCCAGUUCUCGCAGCGUAGUUAUAUCAGUAUGUGGCUUGUGGUAUCCUACGUCCCAGGCUUUUUUGGAUUUUGGUUCAGUGGCUGGUCUGCACUCUACAUUUAUAUCCUCGCACCGGGCAAGACAGUGAAGCGGAAUGGGAGCUCAAAAAAGACCAUCCCUCACCCGCUUCUACUCAACACAUUGUGCAUCGGUGUACCUGCUGUGGUCUUGUUGGUCGCGAGCGGAUAUGGCAUCGCGUCUUUCUUCUUUUUUCGCUCCGAACAGGAAGCCUUUGUAAACCUCAUCUCUACAUUCGAUGAUCUAUCUGCUCAUUGGACUCCUCCCACCUCUAUCAAUCGUCACAUCGAUUAUGACACUCUUACGAGCGUUGUAUUCCCUUUUCACGACAGUAGUCAAUUCUUCCUUAGGCACUUCAAGGGGGCUUGCUUGGCCUGGUCCCUUUUCGUCAUCAUUGCCGUAAUUUUUUACACUGUCACCGUUGUCCUCCUUCUCAAACUCAUGAAAAAGUCAGUUGCUGUCGCUCGUGAAACAGCUGUUGGACUUUCAUUGGACUUUGAGAUGGAAAAAGGUCAUAGUGAAGCUACAUUUUUAACCGAUGAUCGAGCCACCAUGUCGAUUUUACAAGCCAAAAAGUUACGAAGGAAAUAUAUCUUCCUCGUGGCCCGAUGUAUGCUCGUUACCUUACUUUUACUCUGGUACGUAGUUACUGGUUUGAUCUUGACCAUCAAAGCUGAGGAUAUUCUCGUCACACCUGCAUGGCGAGUCACUUCCGCUUGGGUCAUCGUUUUUAGCGCUGCCUUUCUCUCUCUAUCUUUACUUAUUCAAAGUGGCCAGAUGCUACUUUCAAAGGAAGGGUCAAACAAAAAGUUAAAGAUCUCACAUCCAAUUCUACACAUGCAAACACCUGGACCAAAGUCAUCUGCACCUGCAAGCAGCAUCGCUUCUGUCUCAACAAUUGGAUCACCACAGGUUCAAUUUCAAACCCUUGAUCCAAUUCGAGAAAACUCAGUAAUCUAUAUCACUCUGGCUCCUUUAACUCCCACACCUCUUGCUUCACCUUCUCUGACACCCCUACCCCUACCUCUACCUUUACCUUCACCAUCACUAUCUGUUCCACCAGAAUUGCCACCUUUGCGAACUACUUCUUUACCAUUAGAAUAG